AGCGCAUCGUUCCUCACUGGCUUGGACUUCGAAGCAUUUUUCUCCACUAAAACCCUUUCUCGAGUUCUUCCGGCUCUAAUGGCAAUUCGCGUCGUUUUAAAAUCGAAGCGCCCAGUUUUAACUUCAAUCCUCCUUCAGAACCUCGCAAACAGCCCCAUAACAGGGUCCGCAUUUCCGGUAAACCCUCGAAUCCCACAUGUACAAUCAAAUUCCCAUAUACCUAUCUCAGGGUUGAAGCAAUAUCAUGAUGGGAGGCCAAGGGGUCCCCUUUGGAAAGGCAAAAAGCUGAUUGGCAAAGAAGCACUUUUUGUAAUAUUGGGUUUAAAGAGAUUUAAGGAUGAUGAUGACAAAGUUGAGAGAUUUAUCAAAACGCAUAUUUUAAGGCUAUUGAAAAUGGAUUUGAUUGCGGUUCUUACAGAGCUUGAACGUCAAGAGGAGACUUCUCUCGCGGUAAAGGUUUUCCUGGUGAUACAAAAGCAAGACUGGUAUAAACCUGAUGUCUACUUGUAUAAGGACUUAAUUAUUGCAUUAGCGAGAUGCAAGAAAAUGGAUGAAGCAAUGAAGUUAUGGGAAUGUAUGAGAAAGGAAGAGCUGUUCCCUGAUUCUCAGACGUACACCGAGAUCAUUAGGGGCUUCUUGAGGGAUGGAUCUCCUGCUGAUGCGAUGAACAUAUACGAGGACAUGAUAAAGUCUCCAGAUCCACCAGAGGAGUUGCCAUUUAGGAUUUUGUUGAAGGGGCUUCUGCCUCACCCUCUUUUAAGGAACAAGGUCAAGAAAGAUUUUGAGGAGCUCUUUCCAGAGAAACAUGCUUAUGAUCCUCCGGAAGAAAUUUUUGGCAAAUACUGAGGGUUCAAAUGAUUGAUCUCAGUCACGUAGGUGUGAUAGAAACUGACAGGAUAAGACAGCAAUGUUUUUCGAAGAGGAAGCAGGAAUGAGCUAUUCCAUUGGAGAACCUAUAUUGCAGAUAUAUGAUUUUCCUGUUCAGAGCUUGAACAGUCCACAUUUUGUUAGUCACAUUGAGGAGUUCUUUCAACUUAGAACCGUAGUUUUAUUAGAUUCUUGAAGCAUGAUCCACUGUCUAAUUUCGUCCAUAAUUUAAGGGAGGAUGCACGUGGAAGAUAAUAUAGAUAAGAUUGCAUGAUAUUGGUUCUUUCUUUUGACCACCUUUAUCCUAGCAGAUUGCCUUAACCAUGAUGCCUUUUCAGCAUCUCAUCACACAGCCAAUGACCGUAAA
Theobroma umbraticum is the source of this 1234-nucleotide messenger RNA. RefSeq names its product Pentatricopeptide repeat (PPR) superfamily protein. Lineage: Eukaryota; Viridiplantae; Streptophyta; Magnoliopsida; Malvales; Malvaceae. Gene Ontology annotation, molecular function: protein binding. The record is from RefSeq and is a predicted model, not a curated record.